AUGUUGAAUACGGUCCAUGAGAUAUCCGGCAGUAGCUGGGUGUCCACCAUUUGCCUAGUGGCUGUUGGUUUUCGAGCUCUCACACUCUACUUCAACGUUCGGUACGCCUUGGUCUUCACUGGGGAUAACGACAGAUUCGACCGCAAAGUUGAGGAGUAUCGACAAGAGCUCAGCAAGCAUGGCAUUGGACGGAAUCCCUUCCAAGGCAUGGGGUUCCUAUUCGGUAUCCAAACACCAUGGAUACUCACACUAUUCGGGGCUAUCAGAGGUAUGGCAACCCAUCCAGACGUCUUCAGAUCGGCCUGCCUCGACUCCAGCUUCCUAUGGUGCCCUAGCCUAAUGCUAGCAGAUCCAUACGGUAUCCUACCGUUGGCAUCGUCGGUCAUGGCGAUAGCGGCAGCUAGGGCUCAGAUGAAGUUGGUACCAAACGUUCCCAUGUCCAAAGCUCGGCAUGUGAAAGUGACAACAAUAGAAGAGGAGCCCAGACUGGCAGGUAGAGGCGGGAUAUCUCCUGCUAAGAUUCGGGAAUGCUUUGAAGUAUGGGACUCUGAUGGUGAUGGGAAAUUGAAUCCUAGCGAGCUUCGUAGUGCGAUAAGAAGCCUUGCCUUGGACUAUGCAGAAAGGGAGAUUGAUAGACUAUGUUAUGGGGAGAAGUUCCCAGUGGAACAAGGUGUGGAUUACUAUACACUCCUCAACCUAGCAUCAGCGAGACCAUCCAGGCUCAGUACCGAAGCCGGAGUUGCCGAGCUCAAUCAGGUGUGCCAUACCAAUUGGCCUAGCCCACGAUCCUGUCUACGAGAUCCCAUACUCAUACUCAGGAUAACCCAAGUACUGCUAUCGAAUAAGCUUGCUGAGUGCUCAAGUGCCCCACUAUGUACCAUCAGUAGCCCGACAACAGCUUUGGUGGAAACCCUACCUGACAAGCAGAUGGACAUAAAUGCCCUGCGGUGUAAGGAGGAGAUACGUAGGAUGUUUGCACGGUUCGGUAGGGAGAAUGAAAGGAUAGUGAGGAGUACAUUGAAAGAGGUUGGGCAAUAUGACGAUAACACUAAGGCUACUUUGAGAAUAUUUCAUUUGCAGGAGCUCUCAGGGACAGCCUUUAAAGACAGACACCUGAGAGUUGAUAAGAGGUACUUGGACCUGCGUAAAGGGGUUCUCAAGGGUAUACCAGAAUAUAACCCAUCACAACUCACCGCGGUUGCACUAGCAGGGGGCAAGCUGAAGAUAAGCUCUCCAGCACUAUGGACCCCUCUUGUGAGGAAGGUGGCUACCUACGUCGCCCACCAUGCAUGGUCAAAGGCGUACCGUUAUAUCGCUUUCCAUUAUAAUGAGAAGCUGAGCAAUGGCAAGAUACCACCAAAACAGAUGUGUGUGGUACUCCAUGAGUUCUCCAAGAUUGGCCUCCUACCAACGAGAGCGAUACAUAGGAUGUCCAAUAGAGUUCGACGAGAAAUAACAAGUCUCGAUGGGAAGACAUUGACACUUCUAGCCACCGCCCUUGGACGAUUAAAGCACGCGGAUGUUGCCAUGUUCAGGGCUAUCGGACGGACAGUGGCCUCUCCCGAGGUUUGGCUUACCAUAACAGAUCGGCAAACAGCUAUGUUGGCCUAUGCUUACUCACGAGUUAACAUACGCAACAUUCCCUUCUUGAGAUCACUUUGUGAUCGUCUCGCCAACAUGCCAGAGUCCCAUCGGCUGCAGCCCCUAACUGUCAUCACUCUAGCGUUCUCUUUAGCUACACUAGGCAUCCGGGAUAAGAGGGCCUGGAAAGGGUGUUUGAUACCAAAGUUCCGACAGAAGAUAAAGUUCCAUUCUCCACAGCAUCUAGCUGCUAUGAUCAACAGUAUGGCUAAGGUCGGGGUAUGGGAUGACGAACUGGGGAAGAGGAUAGCGAAGAGGGCAAUACAAGUGAGGAGAGCGUUUUCUACAAGGCAGCUCUGCAACAUCCUCAAUGGAUUCAUAAUGAGCAAGCACUAUCAUCAGGAGCUGUUUGUUGCUCUAAUGGCGGAGUUCUACCGUAGUGGUAACAUAGGCGAUGAGCAGCAUAUAGCCAAGCCACAUGUUACGCAGAUGUCUCGCGUCAUGUUUGGUCUGAUUUUGGAACAUCCAGAUUUCGUCGAGCACGCUACUGAAACACAGCGGUUGCUCAUGAACAGGUUUUCUAAUAGCAAGAUAACGGACCACCGCCCUUUGAGGCAGUACCAUCUUGAUCUAGCUGUAGCAUUGGAGGCUCUGGGCUGUGAUGCCGGCUACGCAACCCUUGUAAAGGAAGGCCCCUAUUGGUAA
Molecule: messenger RNA, 2286 nt
Organism: Perkinsus marinus ATCC 50983
Lineage: Eukaryota; Perkinsozoa; Perkinsida; Perkinsidae
Exons: 20
Coding region: 1-2286 (761 amino acids)
Molecular function (GO): calcium ion binding
Source: RefSeq, a predicted model, not a curated record